Messenger RNA from Ricinus communis (castor bean), 1425 nucleotides. RefSeq lists its product as uncharacterized. Bases 397 to 1296 code for a protein of 299 amino acids. The record is from RefSeq and is a predicted model, not a curated record. The transcript has 2 exons. Lineage: Eukaryota; Viridiplantae; Streptophyta; Magnoliopsida; Malpighiales; Euphorbiaceae.
GUAAUAAGAGAUGUGUAACGUGUAGUAUAAUAACCAGUCCUUUUCCAGCAAACAUACAGCUAUUCCCAUUUUCUUUUUCAUUCUACUCACUCCUGUCCUGUCCCAUGCGACUUGCGUUCUCUCUCCCUUCACCACCCCAUUCCUUUUCUAAAACCCACAGCAGCCCAGAUCAAAUUGAAGCAUCAAGAAACUGCUUUUGAAGCAUUUAGAUGAUGGGCUAUUGAGGAAAUCUUUAAUUGAUUAGUCAGGUACCGUGAAGUUUGUACCUUUGUUUUUAUUCUUUUGUUUCCUAGCUAGAAAGUGCUUUUGUUCUUCUUCUUUUUCUUUUCCUCUCUGGACUAGAGAGAGAGAGUUAUACAGAAAAGAUUUUUGGCUUGCUUUAUUUGGUUUGUUAUAAUGAGGGACUUCCCUUCUUGUUUUGGUGAAAGUGGAGUUCAAGUAGCUGAUUCAUCAUCUUCAAGCACUAGUAAAGCAGCACAAAAUGUGGUCACUUGCGUUUAUCAAUGUAAAUUACGUGGUCGUUUUUGUUUAAUCACUGUUACUUGGACCAAGAAUCUUAUGGGUCAAGGUGUUAGUGUUGCAAUUGAUGAUUCGACUAAUCAGUGUCUUUGUAAAGUUGAUAUAAAACCAUGGUUGUUCUCUAAAAGAAAAGGGUGCAAGAAUUUAGAGGUAGAUUCUACUAAAAUUGAUAUACACUGGGACUUGUCUAAUGCCAAAUUUGGUUCUGGGCCAGAACCUUUUGAAGGAUUUUAUUUGGCUGUUGCCUUUAAUCAAGAAAUGGUGUUGCUUCUUGGGGAUUUGAAGAAGGAAGCAUACAAGAAAAUUGAGGAUGCCCCACUACAUUCCAAUGCUAUUUUUAUUGCAAAAAAAGAACACAUUUUUGGGAAGAAAUUCUAUGGUGCAAAAGUUCAGUUUUGUGAUAAGGGACAGAUGCAUGAUAUCGCAAUCGAGUGCGAUACUGUUGAUCUUAAGGACCCAUGUCUUGUGAUCCGCAUUGAUAGUAAGAUGGUAAUGCAAGUCAAGAGACUGAAAUGGAAGUUCAGGGGCAAUCACACCAUAUUGGUGGAUGGGCUACCAGUUGAAGUGUUUUGGGAUGUUCACAACUGGUUAUUUGGUAGUGGUAUGGGCAAUGCAGUUUUCAUGUUUCAAUCUUGCCUAUCUGCAGAGAAAUUAUGGAGUAGCCAAUCUGUUUUUGAUCCCUCUGUGUUGACUUGGUCUUACUCUCAGCGAUUCAGAGAUUACCAAUUACAAGGUCUUGGUUUCUCACUCAUAUUGUAUGCUUGGAAGAAUGAAUAAUACUGUAUUUUCAAUUGUUUGAGUUUUAGCAGAUAAUCCUGCAAUGUUUUUCAAGAAUGAUGCGAUAGAUAUGUGGUAAAUGCAAUUAUAGAUUACCCAUUUGAAUUCUAUAAUUUCUCUUUUCUAGUA